GUCAUCUCAGUUCUCUUCUCACUUCGACUGCAAGAUGAAACUCCUUGUGCUGGCUGUGCUGCUCGCAGUGGCCGCCGCCGAGAGCGGCGUCAGCCCUCGGGCCUUGUGGCAGUUCCGCAAAAUGAUCAAGUGCACGAUCCCGGGGAGUGACCCCUUGUUGGAAUACAACAACUACGGCUGCUACUGUGGCUUGGGGGGCUCAGGCACCCCUGUGGAUGAAUUGGACACGUGCUGCCAGACACAUGACCACUGCUACGACCAGGCCAAGAAGCUGGACAGCUGUAAAUUUCUUCUGGACAACCCGUACACCAAUACCUACUCAUACUCGUGCUCUGGCUCUGAAGUCACCUGUAGCAGCAAAAACAAAGAGUGCGAGGCCUUCAUUUGCAACUGCGACCGCAAUGCUGCCAUCUGCUUUUCAAAAGCUCCAUAUAACAAGGAACACAAGAACCUGGACACCAAGAAGUAUUGUAAGACUUGACUCUCACCUCUGAAAAGCAUCGCCGCUAGCUGCUCAUCUCACACUGUGUCCUCCAAUAAAGCACCUUGUUGAAAGAC
This is a messenger RNA of Saimiri boliviensis boliviensis (Bolivian squirrel monkey), 558 nucleotides long. It is a transcript of the gene PLA2G1B, whose product is annotated as phospholipase A2 group IB. Gene Ontology annotation, biological process: lipid catabolic process; fatty acid biosynthetic process; arachidonate secretion. Gene Ontology annotation, molecular function: calcium ion binding; phospholipid binding; signaling receptor binding. The record is from RefSeq and is a predicted model, not a curated record. Lineage: Eukaryota; Metazoa; Chordata; Mammalia; Primates; Cebidae.